Anastrepha obliqua is the source of this 854-nucleotide messenger RNA. RefSeq lists its product as uncharacterized. The record is from RefSeq and is a predicted model, not a curated record. The transcript is spliced from 3 exons. The coding region runs from base 87 to 719 and encodes 210 amino acids. Lineage: Eukaryota; Metazoa; Arthropoda; Insecta; Diptera; Tephritidae.
CUGCUGAGCUGCGCGACGUCAUCAUUAAUUCAAAAGCUACCGGAGUUGUAUUGGAUCAGGAAAAAGUUGAUCAAUAUAUUAAGGCUAUGUCCUUGACUGGCAGUGAGAAGGAGAAUGCGGAAAAAUUGGCCGCUCUAUGGAUGUACACAGCGCAGAUGGGCAGCUCUCGCAAUUUGGCACAAACUGGAGGUAGUCGGCCGAUUAUGUUGAUCCCCGCUGGCAGCACAAAUAUGCUGAACACACCUCCGCCACCUGUGCCGUCUGUACCUGGCCCCAUGGUCGUUCCCGGCAUGCCAUAUCGUCCUGGCAUGACCUACACUCUACCACCGUACAUGCGUCCUGGCUCAGUGAUUUAUGCGCCCACAGGCAGUGUGCCCAGUGGCACCUAUCGCACACACAAGAGCAGCAAAUCUGCUGGACCACCACAUCGUCGCCGCCGUCCCGGACCACCACCGUUACGCACAGGCAAAAUGAACGCCAAUCGUCGCCAGCGACGCAAAUCUGAGACGGAUAUGAUCGACAAUGAAGCUUUCCAGUAUACGGGGCUCGAUCGCGAUAUAGCAGAUAAUUUCUUGGCGCGUCAGGAGCAAACAAAUAGCCAGCCGGGUAGUCACGUAGACUAUUCAUCUUCGUCGACGGCGGCUAGUGAGACAUAUGGCAAGCAGCGUUCGCGCUCGUCGUCCAAGACGAAAAUCGUUUGUCGCGAUGUGGUGAUGUAGUCCAGUGAUUUUGAGUUGAGUCGAGUCAUUCUAGCGGGUUGCGUCCGAUCCGGGGAACCAUCUAACGAAAUAUUAUGUAUAAUUUACAUAUCUAACUGUACUAUUGUAAUGUUGUAAUAUUCGUAUGUCUUAUUC